Molecule: messenger RNA, 3129 nt
Organism: Diutina rugosa
Lineage: Eukaryota; Fungi; Ascomycota; Pichiomycetes; Serinales; Debaryomycetaceae
Gene: GDH2
Product: glutamate dehydrogenase (NAD(+))
Exons: 1
Coding region: 1-3129 (1042 amino acids)
Cellular component (GO): mitochondrion
Molecular function (GO): L-glutamate dehydrogenase (NAD+) activity
Source: RefSeq, a predicted model, not a curated record
AUGUCGCUCGGUGUGGAAACCUUACUGUUAGCUCCGCUGAAGACGACCCUGGGGUACGUCGAUGCCCCCUUCACGGGCAAAAAGGAGCAAUUUGACCAAGUGCUCGACGUCUUGGACCAGCUGGGGUUCAUCCCUGAACCCUUGAUUGAGCUGGAAGCUCGCUGGUUCUACGAAUGCUUGGGCAUUGACGACGUGUUCUUCGCCAAGGAAAAGCCGGAAGAGAUUGCUCUGCAUAUCCUUUCAUUGUACUCGGCUAAGGUGCAAUCGUUCUCGGCCACCCUGUCGUUGGACGACGCGUUGAUCCGUUACCGCGCCGAAGGCGACGACCUUGGUGUCUACUUUGACACCUCGGCCCCCGGUGUCAGCGACGCCGGCAAGCGUCGUUUCGAAGAACGCAUCGAUGACAAGUACUUGGACCCGUCGUCGGCCCUGGGUGUCAGUUACCGGGCGGAAUUCUUCACCGCUCCUUUGAACUACCAAGCCGACCCCAUUUUGCGUGGCGUUCACGAAAAGAACCCCGAAAUCAAGAACCAACAGAUGCUGUGUGCCUUUGUCUACAAGUGCAACUUUGACGAAACCACUGGCGCCGACGCCACUUUUGCCAAGACUGCCUCGCCCAAGACCAAGGAGUUGUACAACGAAAUCAUCCUGAAGGUGAAGACUACCACUGGUCCUGUCAUCUCCCACUUUGCUCUUGAGGACUCCGACGAAUACCGUGUCAUCAUCGGUUACAAGCAAAAGACCAGCUCGCGUUACAUCUCCGCCCUUUCUGACCUCGCCAACUACUACAAGUUGACCGUUACUCGCAAGUACGUCGAGCAAUUCCGCCCCACCGUUGAUGGCGAGGAAGGUAUCACCAUCAUCUCGAUGUACGUGGCUCUGAACCGCAACACUUCGGCCGCCGUUGACUUGUCGAUCUUCCAGGUGAUCAAGGAAGCUUCUUUGUUGUACUGCAUUCCUUCGAACCUUUUCCAAGACAGAUUCGUCUCCGGUGAGUUGUCCUUGCAAGAAAGCAUUUACGCUCAAUGCGGGGUUAUUUUCACCACUCACUUCUUGAACCGGUUGGGCCCUGAAUACCAGAAGUUGACCUCGUUGUUGGACGCGUCGAAAUCGCUUGAAAACGCCGAAGUGUUGAACGCGUUGAAGAAGAGAUUGAGAGCGGAAACUUACUCGCAAAACUUCAUCCAAGAAGUCUUUGACACUCGUCGUUCCAUUGUGCAAAAGUUGUACCGCAACUUUGCCGAUGUCCACUACAUCAAGAGCUCGAAGGAAAAGACUUUGUCCUACCAGAGAUUGUCGCAAAUCCAACCCUUCGCUGAUGAAAAGGAGUUCGAAGACGUUUUGGCGCGUGAAUGCUCGCAAAACGAACACCAUGCCGUGGUGUUGCGUGCUUUGUGGACCUUCAACAAGUCGAUCCUCAAGACUAACUUCUUCAUCUCCACCAAGGUUGCCAUCUCUUUCCGUUUGCAACCCGACUUCUUGCCUGCGUCGGAGUACCCUGAAAAGCCCUACGGUAUGUUCUUCGUCGUUGGUCUGGACUUCAGAGGGUUCCACAUCCGGUUCCGUGACAUUGCCCGUGGUGGUAUCCGUAUCGUCCGGUCGAGAAGUGAAGAUGCCUACAAGACCAACGCUAUGAACUUGUUUGACGAAAACUACAACCUUGCCAACACCCAACAACGCAAGAACAAGGAUAUCCCCGAGGGUGGUUCGAAGGGUGUGAUCUUGUUGGACACCGGUGCUGCUCAAGAGCGUCCCAAGGCUUGCUUCGAAAAGUACAUCGACUCGUUGAUCGACUUGCUCAUCAAACAAGAUAUUCCCGGGUCUAAGGAAGCUUGGGUUGACCUUUAUGACAAGCCGGAAAUCUUGUUCCUUGGCCCUGAUGAAGGUACUGCUCCCUACACUGACUGGGCUACUUUGCAUGCUCGUGCCCGCGGUGCUCCUUGGUGGAAGUCGUUCUUGACGGGCAAGUCUCCCCAAUUGGGUGGUAUUCCUCACGAUGAGUACGGGAUGACCACCUUGUCGGUACGUGCCUACGUGAACAAGAUCUACGAAAAGCUCGACAUCGAUGAUGCUAAGAUUCGCAAGUUCCAAACCGGUGGUCCUGAUGGCGACUUGGGUUCCAACGAAAUUUUGUUGUCGCGCAAGGAAAACUACGUCGGUCUUGUUGACGGUUCCGGUGUCAUUGCCGACCCGAAUGGUCUUGACAAGGAAGAACUUUUGCGUUUGGCUAAGGAGCGUAAGAUGAUUGAGCACUACGAUCGCUCCAAGUUGUCCAAGGACGGUUACAUUGUUUUGGUCGAUGAUGUUGAUGUGAAAUUGCCUUCGGGUCAAGUGAUCACUUCGGGUGUUGCGUUCAGAAACACCUUCCACUUGAAGCUCAAGGAACAAUUUGGCGUCCACGGUGUUGACUUGUUCGUCCCUUGUGGUGGUCGUCCUGCUGCCAUUGACACUGAAAACGUGCACGAGCUCAUCGACCCCAACACUGGUAAGUCGAUUGUUCCCUACUUUGUUGAAGGUGCCAACUUGUUCGUUACUCAAGCUGCUAAGUUGGAGCUUGAAAAGGCUGGCAUCAUCAUCUUCAAAGAUGCUUCUACCAACAAGGGUGGUGUGACCUCGUCCUCGCUCGAAGUGUUGGCUUCGUUGGCGUUUGAUGAUGACCUGUUCUUGAACCACAUGUGUGUUGACUCCAAGACGCACAAGAAGCCUCAAUUCUACCAAGACUACGUCAAGGAAGUGCAAACUAAGAUUGUCGCAAAUGCUCAAGCUGAAUUCGAAGCUUUGUGGGCUUUGAGAGACUCCACCAAGUUGCCUCUUACUGAGCUCUCGGACAAGUUGUCGUACGCUAUCAACAAGUUGGCUGACGAAUUGGCGAACUCGAAUGAAUUGUGGAACGACGAUGUCAACUUCAGAAACGCCGUCUUGCAUGACGCGUUGCCUCCCUUGUUGAUCAAGGAAAUUGGCCUCGAAAACAUCUUGAAGCGGGUGCCGGAAGCUUACUGCAAGGCCAUCUUCGCCACUUACUUGGGUUCCAAGUUUGUCUACACUCGUGGCAUCGACACCAACCCUGCCAAGUUCAUGGAAUUCAUCUCUUCCAUCAGACGUGAUUUCAAGGCUAAGAACUUGUUGUAA